Entamoeba dispar SAW760 is the source of this 828-nucleotide messenger RNA. RefSeq lists its product as uncharacterized. The coding region runs from base 1 to 828 and encodes 275 amino acids. The transcript is spliced from 3 exons. Lineage: Eukaryota; Evosea; Mastigamoebida; Endamoebidae. The record is from RefSeq and is a predicted model, not a curated record.
AUGUUUGCUUUGAUUACCCUUAUUGUUAUUGUUAAUGCCGACUACAGUGGAUGUGGGUGUUGUGAAGUAAAUGGAAAAUGUGAUGUAUUCCAAAAUGAAUGGAGUUGGUUAGAUGAAUGUAUUAAACAUGUUCCACAAGAAAAAAUGCCAACAGAUCCAAAUUGGUUCAAAAUUGUUAGACUUCCAAAUGCCACUUAUGAUAAAUGUACAGCACCAACUGGAUAUUCUCCAUCUGAUAAAACUCCUGUUUAUGUCUAUGAUAGUCCAUGUACUUGUUUCGAAGAUUUUGCUGAUCGUAUUAUGAAUUCAUUUAGUUGUGGAACUGAAUUUCUUAAAUCACUUGAUGAAGUUUGCAAUACAUUGGGAUGUCAAUAUUGUAAUUUUAUUACUCCAAAGUGUGGUGAAACUCAAUUAAGAAGAUGUGAUUUAGUAUAUCAACAAGAAAUUGCUUUAAACAAAUAUCCUACUCCUGAUGAUGUUUGUCGUGCUCUUUCAAAGAAGGUCGAGUGUUAUGAUAAUAACCAUUGUGAUUAUACUUCAACUGCUCAAAUGCAACAAACUGUUAAACAAUGUAGAAACUCUACUUGUCCAACUUGUUACCAAAUUUGUAAGAAUGGUGCUAUUUCUACUUUUACUCUUUUUGCUUUCUAUUUUUGUAUAUGUAUUGUAUUUAAAAUUUCAUGUUCUGUUCAAUUUGUUUGUUCAUUCUUAUACUUUGAGACCCUUAUUAUUAUUAAUGAGAUUAUCUGUAUUAACCAAAAUUUAACAAAUUUAAAUUAUAUCAUUAUUAUAAUAACUAUUUCGGAUGGUAUUAUGUUAUCAAAAUAG